Messenger RNA from Zeugodacus cucurbitae (melon fly), 855 nucleotides. RefSeq names its product trypsin alpha. Bases 14 to 817 code for a protein of 267 amino acids. The transcript has 2 exons. Lineage: Eukaryota; Metazoa; Arthropoda; Insecta; Diptera; Tephritidae. The record is from RefSeq and is a predicted model, not a curated record. Gene Ontology annotation, molecular function: serine-type endopeptidase activity. Gene Ontology annotation, biological process: proteolysis.
UUGUACGAAAAACAUGUCACUAGCAAGCAACUGGCUACCGAUAUUGAUUAUCACCCUCGCAGCGUUUACAAUAAGCAGUGCCAUUGUCGCCAAUGAAAGUGCAGUUCGAGAGCGACCACAGAGUCGCAUUUUCGGUGGACAAAAUGCUGCUGAGGGUCAGUUUCCGUAUCAGGUGUUGGUGACACGGACUUUCAAUGGUUCUAUGGUCAUCUGUGGUGGUUCGAUUAUAUCGAGGAAUUAUGUUGUGACCGCGGCGCAAUGCGUGAACGGUUACCCCGCUUCGAACUAUUGGAUUCGCGCUGGUACUGUGAAAUUUAAUACGGGUGGUGUUGUAAUACAAGUGGCCGAGGUAAAAAUACAUCCACAAUAUCCCACUAAUUCCUAUGAAUAUGAUGUCGCCUUGCUUAGACUUAGUAACCCAUUGAAUUACAGUGAUACAAUUAAACCGAUAUUACUUGCAAGCGUGGAGUUACCCGAAGGCACACCGACCAUAAUAAGCGGUUGGGGUGGUGUAGCAAGUGGUGGAUUGGCCAAUGAAUUGCAAUAUAAUACAGCGUACACCUUAAAUCGUACUUCGUGCAUACAGCGUUUAAAUACAAUUCCCGAAUCGAUACGUUGUCUCGUUAAGAGCGCUGGCAAUGGUAUCUGUGGUGGCGAUUCUGGUGGUCCAGCUGCGGCUAAUGGCGUUCUAAUCGGUAUUUCGUCAUUUUAUGCCAAUAGUUGCAACAGUAGCUUGCCGAAUGGCUUCACCGACGUCAUUUAUACAAGGGAUUGGAUUCGUGCAAAUUCAGAUUCUGAUUGUACAUGUUCUGCUUAAAAAUCCAAAAUAUAUAUAAUUGCAUUCACAAUUGAAAA